Musa acuminata subsp. malaccensis (wild Malaysian banana) is the source of this 1407-nucleotide messenger RNA. Its product is annotated as persulfide dioxygenase ETHE1 homolog, mitochondrial. Gene Ontology annotation, molecular function: sulfur dioxygenase activity. Gene Ontology annotation, cellular component: mitochondrion. Lineage: Eukaryota; Viridiplantae; Streptophyta; Magnoliopsida; Zingiberales; Musaceae. Gene Ontology annotation, biological process: hydrogen sulfide metabolic process; glutathione metabolic process. The record is from RefSeq and is a predicted model, not a curated record.
UGGGAUUCCAUCGACGCCUCUUCCCUUUGCCUUCGAACCUUCACCGCACUUCCCCUUCGCGCAAUCGAGGGUCGCGUCGAGUGCAAUGGCGGCCAGACUUCUCUUCCGGCAGCUCUUCGAGAAGGAAUCCUCGACCUACACUUACCUCCUCGCCGACCUCGGCCACCCCGACAAGCUUGCCGUUCUUAUUGAUCCGGUGGACAGAACUGUUGACAGAGACAUAACUCUUGUUAAAGAACUGGGGUUGAAACUUGUCUAUGCUAUGAAUACUCAUGUCCAUGCUGAUCAUGUUACAGGAACAGGAUUGAUAAAGGCUAAGAUGCCAGGUGUCAAGUCUGUCAUCUCUAAAGCUAGUAAAGCAGUAGCUGAUCAUGUGGUUGAACAUGGUGAUAAAAUAUAUUUUGGAGAUCUUUUUCUGGAGGUUCGUGCCACUCCUGGUCAUACUGUGGGUUGUGUCACCUAUGUAACAGGAGUUGGAUCUGAUCAGCCUUAUCCACGAAUGGCCUUCACUGGUGAUGCGUUGCUGAUUCAUGGCUGCGGAAGAACAGAUUUUCAGGGUGGAAGUUCACAUCAGCUGUACCAGUCAGUGCACUCACAGAUAUUCACAUUGCCAAAGGAUAUGCUCCUUUACCCUGGUCAUGACUACAAAGGAUUCACGGUUACUACUGUUGGAGAGGAGAUUGUCUAUAAUCCUCGGCUAACAAAGGAUGAGGAAACAUUCAAGGACAUCAUGGAAAAUCUAAACUUGGCAUAUCCCAAGAUGAUGGAUGUUGCCGUACCAUCUAAUAUGGUCUGUGGGCUGCAAGAUAUAAUCUCAAAAGUCUAAAUAUCUUCCGAAUGAAAAUGUUGUAGGUGUGGUUCCCAGCGCACCAUAGUGUUUCAAAGAUUGCAUGUUCCAUUUUGUCAGUACAACUAGAUUUUCUGAGUGUUGAUACUUAAAGAAUCUCCUGUCUUUACUAGUGGAACCUAUUGGUUUUAGAAAAAUAAAAAGGUCCACUAUCUUGUAAUGUGGUGAUGUUACUAGUUGAGUACUACAUUCUUGGCUUUCAACUAUCGUUGAGGAGCCAUUUGGUGUGAAAAGACAAAUUUUCUACUCUAGCUUUUAAUUUGUUUUAGAUCAUUUGUAUUAAAUAUGGUCCAAGCAGAACUAUGGAUCUCUUGCUAACAACAUCAUCAUCAAAACCCUUCUCUUCUCUGGUUCAUGAUGAUAUCAAGGCAAAACAAAUUUCAGUUCUUGUACACCUUUUUUUUUUCUAAGCUGAAUAUCAAGGCAUGGUGAUAUAUUUAGAUCUCAAGUUGGCAACCUGUGUUUCCUUUUCCUAUUUGUGUCAAUUAUUAUAGUUAUAGUCGGAUGCAGUAGCCUGGAGAGCAUUGCUUGGAGCAAGGGAAGUAUAUGAAGACCAGUGC